AAUCACAACCGGAACAGAAUAGACCAAAAGAAGCAGAGAAUCAGAGAUCCGAAGGAGUGCGAGGGUAUUUCCGAACCGAAACGGCGGAAACCCACAUCGCUGUCGUACAAACGUAAAGUACCCAAAACAAGACAAACGUACGACCAUUAGGUAAGACGAGCUUAUGUACUGUAACCAUAAUAACCAUCUUUCUUUACCCUGGCCUGCACUCAACCAACUUUUCGUCCUAAAUUCAUCUCCUCUCUGAAGAAGGGAAAAAAAAAAAAAAAAAAAAAAAAAAAUUCCAAAUCGGAGAAGAUGAUGCACAUGACCUUCUACUGGGGGACGGACUUGACCCUCCUGUUCGAUUCAUGGAAGACCUCGUCGUGGGCCAGUUACUCCCUCACCCUGCUCGCCUGCCUCAUCGUCUCCGCCUUCUACCAGUACCUCGAGGAUCGGCGCGUGCGCCUCAAGAUCGUCUCGUCCGGGAAGCCGCCGGCGCAGAUCGAGGCGCCUCUUCUGCAGGGGAAGAUCCUUGGAGGAGGGGGCAAGUGGUCGGCGGCCAGGAUCGGCGGGGCUUUGCUCUUCGGGGUCAACUCCGCGAUCGGGUACAUGCUGAUGCUGGCCGUCAUGUCCUUCAACGGAGGGGUCUUCGUGGCUGUCGUGCUCGGCCUCGCCAUCGGCUAUUUGUUCUUCAGGAGUGGGGAUGACGAUGCUGCUACGCUUCUCGUUGAUAAUCCUUGUGCUUGUGCUUAGAUUUCACCCCCCCAAUAAUCGGAAAAACAUUCCAAAUCAUUUCCCUUUUUGGUUUCUUCUUUAAUUUGGGGGUUCAACUGUUGGAAAGCUUUCAGUGAUUUGUAAACUAUUAUAAGAUGAAUUAUGUGAGAAUGGAGUCUAUGUGUCAUCUGCCUCACAGUGUAUAUGUAAUUCUGCUUAUUAUGAAACCCAAUUGUUUGUGUGUUCAA
This is a messenger RNA of Corylus avellana, 944 nucleotides long. RefSeq names its product copper transporter 5.1. The record is from RefSeq and is a predicted model, not a curated record. Gene Ontology annotation, cellular component: plasma membrane. Gene Ontology annotation, molecular function: copper ion transmembrane transporter activity. Gene Ontology annotation, biological process: copper ion transmembrane transport. Lineage: Eukaryota; Viridiplantae; Streptophyta; Magnoliopsida; Fagales; Betulaceae.